AGGACCAAGCCCGGAGAUCCAUUCAUGGAGCUCGUGGAAGGGAGGAAGAUCUCCUGCAAGAAACUCCUCAUCUUCCUGCUCUGCAGCUUCAUCUUCAGCUCCUGUCUCUUUGUUUCUCUUCACCAGUUCAGGACUCCUGAGCCAGAGCAUUACAAUUCCAGUCCCUCUGCACAAACAGCCCAUGCUGGAAAUACCAGCACCCCACCAAAGGGUGAACGCAGGCUGACCAUCCUGCUGUGGAAGUGGCCCUUUGGACACCACUUUAACUUCAUAAACUGCUCAGAGCUCUACGGCACCCCGGACUGCCAUUUCACUGUCAACCGCAGCUGGUCCCAAAAGGCUGAUGCUGUGAUUAUGCAUCACAGGGAUGUGUGCAGGGACGUGGAGGGGCUGGCCCAGCUCCCCAGACUCCCAUCCCAGCGCUGGAUCUGGUUCAACCUGGAGUCCCCAAGUCACUCUCCAAACUUAGGUGCUAUGGGCAACCUCUUCAACCUCACCAUGUCUUACCGGAGGGACUCGGACAUCUUCACCCCUUAUGGGGAGCUGCAGCUCCUUGGCCAGCCUCAGCCCCUCAGCAUCCCACCCAAGACCAAGCUGGUGGCCUGGGUAGUCAGCAACUGGAGAGCAGGCUCCCACCGGGUAAAGUACUACCAGGAGCUGAAGAAACACAUCACUGUGGAUGUCUACGGGCAGCAUCACUUGCCCCUGCCCUGGGACAAGCUCCUUCCCACCGUGUCCCAGUACAACUUCUACCUGGCUUUUGAGAACUCACAGCAUGAAGACUACAUCACCGAGAAGCUCUGGAGGAACGCCUUGUCCUCUGGCACCGUCCCUGUUGUGCUGGGGCCUCCUCGAGAAAACUACGAGCGCUUCUUGCCCCCUGACUCCUUCAUCCAUGUCAAUGACUUUGCCAGCGCUGAGGACCUGGCGCGGUAUCUCUGGGAGCUGAGUGGGGACACUGAGAGAUACCAGCGCUACUUCCAGUGGCGCAGGUGGUUGAAACCCAUAGCGGGGGCCAGCUGGGACCUGCAUGUCUGCAAAGCUUGUCACUUCUUGCAGACAACAGAGGCCAGGUACCAGGUUGUGCCCGAUCUGUCUGAGUGGUUCGUGUAACUGCUGUUUACUCAGCUCUCUGCUGUGCUGCAAUCUUUUUGUUCUUGCUGGUGAGUUGCAAUUUCGUGGGAUGAUUGAAUUGAUGGAAAUGGAGGUACAAGAGGAGCUUUGAAGCGAACAAAGACAAGGAAGCAAUUAGGUGUUUGUACAUCUUUGUCUUACUGGAGAAUAGACUGUCAGAGUAGCACAUUGGGUUUUUUGUUAUCUAUUAAUUACCCGAACAACUUGUUAUGCUGGCUGCAGCUUGGUCUUUGGAGUUCACCUUCAGUCUCUGCAAACAAUUCUGGAUCAGCUCCACAGGCUGGAGAGCCAAAGCAAGUGGCCAAGAGGGGAAGGAGAAAUAGCAAUACCUAGCAUAAACCUGUUUCAAGGACUUUGUACUUUGCAAAGCUGCAGCUUCAAGGGGUGGCCACAUCACGAGG
Messenger RNA from Harpia harpyja (harpy eagle), 1535 nucleotides. RefSeq names its product 4-galactosyl-N-acetylglucosaminide 3-alpha-L-fucosyltransferase FUT6-like. Lineage: Eukaryota; Metazoa; Chordata; Aves; Accipitriformes; Accipitridae. Gene Ontology annotation, molecular function: alpha-(1->3)-fucosyltransferase activity. The record is from RefSeq and is a predicted model, not a curated record. Bases 25 to 1113 code for a protein of 362 amino acids. The transcript is spliced from 2 exons. Gene Ontology annotation, cellular component: membrane.